AUGUUCGCAAAGGCUUUCACUUUUGCCAGCCUGGCUUCCCUGGCCAGUGCUCAUAUGCUCAUGAACAAUCCCAAGCCCUACGGAAGCCCAGAUAACAGCCCUUUGGACGCAAGCGGGGCUAACUUCCCUUGCAAGGGUGCUGUUAACGAUGGUUCCGUAAACAACGUCUAUAAGCAAGGCAGCACGCAGCAGCUCUCCUUCACUGGCCAAGCUGUCCAUGGUGGAGGCUCAUGCCAGGUUUCUCUUACCACUGACAAGAACCCAACCAAGGACUCGGUGUGGAAGGUCAUCAAGUCCAUCGAAGGCGGCUGUCCUUCAAGAACCGCUACCGGCAACUUGGGUGACAAUGCCAAGGCCGAGAACCCCGAUAAAUAUGACUUCACCAUCCCUGAGGAAUUGGCCGCUGGUGAAUACACCCUUGCCUGGACCUGGUUUAACCACGUCGGCAAUCGCGAGAUGUACAUGAACUGUGCCGCUAUUAAUGUCGAGGGCUCCGGUGGCUCCAAAGACUACUUGGACUCUCUCCCCGACAUGUUUGUUGCCAACAUUGGUAAUGAUUGUGAAACUCUUGCCGACACUGACCUCAAAUUCCCCAACCCCGGCAAAGACGUUAGUAAGCUGAAGACUUUGCUCACUGAUGCUAAGGGAGAGGGAUGUCAGAAGGCCGGCUCCGGCGGCGGCUCUGGUGGUGGUUCUGGCGGAGAUGAUUCCCAGCCUUCGGCUCCCGUUGCUGCUCCUACUACGAACGUCGGUGCUCAGCCCACUCAGCCUGCGACCACUCCUGCUCCCAGUGCUGGCUCUGGCUCUGGCUCUGGCUCUGGCUCUGGCUCUGGCUCUGGCGAUGGUUCCAACGGUACCCCUGAAAUCCCUGGUGGCGCUUUCAUCACUGUCUCUCAGCCUUCUGCCCCUCAACCUACUGCCACUCAAGCUCCUGCUGCUCCCGAGACACCCACGGACGGCUCUGGCUCUGGCGGUGGCGGCUCUGAUUCUGGUGCUGGAAGUAGUGGUUUCGCUGCUGGAACUGCCUGUACAAACGAGGGCGAAUGGAACUGUAUCGGCGGCUCAACUUUCCAGCGCUGUGCCAGUGGUGCUUGGACUGCCGCCCAGCAGCUCUCUUCUGGUGUCACUUGCACCCCUGGUCAAAGUGCUGAUAUUGCCAUGAUCACUAAGCGAGGCAAAAGGAACAUGCGCCGAGCAAAGCGCUCGCAGAUCUAG
Messenger RNA from Fusarium odoratissimum NRRL 54006, 1215 nucleotides. RefSeq lists its product as uncharacterized. The coding region runs from base 1 to 1215 and encodes 404 amino acids. The transcript has a single exon. NCBI's taxonomy places the organism in Eukaryota, Fungi, Ascomycota, Sordariomycetes, Hypocreales, Nectriaceae. The record is from RefSeq and is a predicted model, not a curated record.